UCAUUGCGCAUGUCCGUCCCUCUGCAGAUGAAGAAUACAGCAGGAUUUUCUACUUUUCCAUCAAUUUUCUCAAUAUUUCUGCAUAAAUGUACAGUAAGGAAUGCAGGAGAAAAAUCCUCAAUCCCAAUUGUGAUUACCCCAAGAAGAACGUCCACAAUGUUGCAGAGAAGUGGUCAGUUGUUGGUCUCCUUAUGAUCUUUAUUUGUUGGCAAAUCUCAAGGAGUCUGCAUCAAUGGAGUUUUGAUGGGGAAGAUGAUUUCUCAAAGAGAGUUCAAGGAAGCCUAAAGUCUCUCAAUGAACGCCUAAAAACCAAGGAGCUAAAUUCGACGAUAGAUUUUCUGAAGGAAGAAAUCUCAAGGAUUGAGAAAAAUGCUCAUGGUGAGCAGAAAAUCUCCGUGGAGAGUAGAAGUGUGUCUGGAUCCUAUCAAGAUGGAAGGACAACCAAAGUUUAUCACAAUAUUGAAGCCAUUUCGGUGAAAAUUGAAGGAAGAAGCAGGGAUUCCUUCAUCGUGGCUAUUGGGAAUGGGCAGUUUCUCUACGAAUCUGCCCUCGGAAGUGGUCAUGAGGGAGCAAAUCUCUGCAUUGUCCUAGAAAUCCUGAAAAGUCUCACACAAAGCGCGGGAAAACCUAGAAAUGCCCUAAUAUUUACAUUCAGUGGACUCCAAGAGUUCCUGACCGAGGAAAAAGCCCAUCCAUGGAAAAAGGACAUUCGUGGGAUGGUUUUCCUGCCACAUUUUGGAUCUAAUGGACGACACACAGUUCAAUUCAGCAGCUUUAAUUCUCACUUCCUGGUCAAUUCCUACGCCAGGACAGUUCCUCAUGCCUCCGCCCAAGUGGCUCUUGAAGAGAUUGCUCAAGUGACAGGCCUUGCACGGGACUACGGACUGGGAUUUUUCUCAGACAAGCUCAAAGUCCCAGCAAUCGGUUUCAUUCCCCAAGAAGAAUUUUUCUACAGAACAAAGUUCGAUUCUGCAGAUUCUGUUACUCUGUCAGGGAUUCAGAGAUUGUCCAGGAGUCUCCUGCCCCUUCUUCAGGACCUCUCUGCAAUAUCCCAACUAGAUUACAAUCCCCCCGGAAUCUACUUUGACUUCCUGGGGAUCUCAAUCUUUCACCUAAGUCGUCAAAUGGGAGCCUUCCUCGUGAUUCUAGUAUCCAUCCUGGCCGUGGCUGUGCCUUUCACAUCCCUGGCCCACUCCACCAGAGACUUCCACGCGAGAUUCAUCUGGAUUGAGGCACUGUCCACCUUCAUCUCAGCCACAAUGGCUGUCUUCGUGACUGCCACUGUGAUCUAUGCCAUUGCCGUGAAUCUCGACGCCAGCGGAAAGCCAAUGGCCUGGUAUGGGAAUCACUGGCUCGCAAUUGGACUCUACAUUGUUCCCACCCUUGCCCUGCUCUGCUUCAUUCACAUCCGCAAAGCUAAUCCCGAGGCACCGAUAAGUCUCGGGCUGAGAGUUCAAAGUGCUCUCCUGGGCAUCAAUUUGGCAUGGAUUGUUGUUGCUGGGGGACUUUUAUUCAGUGGAUACAGGCUGUUUUACCUGCCAAUGAUUCUCCUGGGAUUGUCUCUCAUCCCAACGGUCAUCAUUUGGCUUUUUAAUCUUCAGAAUACAGUGAAUCUUUGGCUCUACGUCCACCUCGGCGGCCAAAUGCUCAUCAUGGUGUGGACCUGUUCCAUCUACCACGCCACCAUUCACAUGCUAAUCCCAAGGACUGCCACUCUUGGAGCCACUCAAAAUCCGGACGUGGCUAUUGGAGCUGUCUGUGCUACUUUCACAUUCUUCAUCACCAGCUACAUGGUUCCCCUGACGCUGCUCCUGCCGCAGCGGAAACACCUGGUUUACGGUUUGAUGGGGACUUUUCUCAUCUUCCGUCUCAUUUUGGCCAACAGUGGACUAGAAUUUCCCUACAGAGACGAUUCCCAGAUUCCUCCAAAGCCACAGAGGCUCAUUCUCAUGCACACCUUGAGGACUUUUUACGACACUGGGGGUAGGAUUAGGUACACAGAUUCGGGUUUCUGGAUGCAGGAGCUGGAUAGAAACUCCCGGAAGACUCUAGAGAGCCUAUCAGCUCCCGGAACGCCAAUUCCUCAGAAUGAUGGUGAUCUCUGUUCGGUAGAUGUGGCCUGUGGAAUGCCAUUUCACCGUGAGGAUCACCUGAAAACUGGAGGAUUCUGGCUUCCAGCUUCCGGACCUCUGAUUCGCGAACAUACGCAUUUGAAGCUGGAAACACGCAAAGCAGUGACUCCAGCUGUUCAUCAACUGGAUCUGUCACUGAUCCCGAAGAGACAAAUGGCUCUAGUUAUUCGUCCCAGGACAAAUGUCUCCCUGAUCCAAUGGACUCUGGGCAGAGAAAUCCCUCCAAUGAUGGAUUUUUACAGCAAUAGAAGCCACUUUGUGAACAUUGAAAGUGGUUUCCCGGGAGAUUUGUUCAAUUUUACGCUUACCAUGAAGAUUUCCGAAGGAUCAGUCCCGGAAAUUCUCGUGGAUAUCCUCCUAGUGGCCAUAUUUAGGAAUCUCUCAGCAGAAUUUACGCCUACAUUCACAAAUAUGCUAGUGAAGAUUCCACCCUGGGCAUCAGCAUCACCCUCCCUGGCCACAGUCAAGGGAUACAGUUUCUAAUUCAUCCAUUUUCAUCAUUCCCAGGAUUAUAACGGAUCAAAUUUAAAUCUCAGCACAUUUGACAGGUUUUUU
Phlebotomus papatasi is the source of this 2687-nucleotide messenger RNA. Its product is annotated as endoplasmic reticulum metallopeptidase 1-like. The record is from RefSeq and is a predicted model, not a curated record. NCBI's taxonomy places the organism in Eukaryota, Metazoa, Arthropoda, Insecta, Diptera, Psychodidae. The coding region runs from base 87 to 2615 and encodes 842 amino acids. The transcript has 6 exons. Gene Ontology annotation, molecular function: metalloexopeptidase activity. Gene Ontology annotation, biological process: proteolysis.